AUGAACACUGUUAUCAAGGCGUAUUCACAGUCAUCCAAUCCUGGAAAUGCUGUGGAGUUAUAUUUCGAGAUGCUACGGAGAGGGUUCUUACCGAAUAGCUACACGUUCCCACCAUUGGUGAGCUUGUGCGCGAAGAAGGGGUGUGCGGAUGAUGGUGAGAAGUGUCACGGGCAGGCGGUGAAGAAUGGGGUCGAUGCGGUUGUCCAUGUGAGGAAUGCUUUGGUGCAUAUGUAUGCAAACUGUGGGCUCGUGGGAUGCGCUCGGCAGGUGUUUGAUGCAAUGCCUGUGAGGGAUUUGGUUUCUUGGAACUCGAUUGGUGAUGGGUAUGCAAAGAUGGGCGACUUGGUUAGUGCCCGCAGUUUGUUUGAUGUAAUGCCGGAGAGAAAUGUGGUUUCUUGGAAUGUCAUGCUUGUGAGGUAUUUGAGAGGGGGGAAUCUGGGUUGUGGUCUGAAGCUGUUUCGGGAGAUGGGAAGGGUGGGAAUGAGAUCGAGCCCUACGACAAUGGUGAGUGCGGUUACAGCAUGUGGUCGGUCAGCUAGGCUUAAGGAAGGGAGAAGUGUUCAUUGGUUUUGGGUGAAGAACUUCGUAGAGCCUAGUUUGACUGAGGGUGCUAUUAAUGCAACUUUUGUGGAGGCCAUCAGGCCCCAUGUUCUAGCACUUUGGAGCAGCCCUUAUGGAAAGAAAGUCCUUUCAAGCAACAACCCAAAGAAGUAA
Molecule: messenger RNA, 714 nt
Organism: Magnolia sinica
Lineage: Eukaryota; Viridiplantae; Streptophyta; Magnoliopsida; Magnoliales; Magnoliaceae
Product: pentatricopeptide repeat-containing protein At3g51320-like
Exons: 2
Coding region: 1-714 (237 amino acids)
Biological process (GO): RNA modification
Molecular function (GO): RNA binding; protein binding
Source: RefSeq, a predicted model, not a curated record